AUGUCUCAAUCCAUUUCUGUCAAGGACGAGCUGCAAAAGUCGACUGCCACUGCCCCUCCAGAUGCAGUUUCUCAGCAGUCUGACAAUGUCGCUCACGCUCUAGCUGGUUCGGGCGGUGGUCUCAUCUCUAUGGCUCUAACUUACCCUCUGAUCACCUUGUCAACACGCGCCCAGGUCGAGUCCAAGAAAGCCGACACCAACGUGCUCCAAGCAGCUCGCAAGAUCAUCGCACGCGAAGGUGUGCGCGGUCUAUAUGCUGGUCUUGAGUCUGCCCUCUUCGGCAUCAGCGUCACCAACUUUGUCUACUACUACUGGUACGAAUGGACUCGCGCUGCUUUCAUCAAGGCUGCAAAGGCUUCCAACCGCCCCAAUGCCAGCAAGCUCAGUGCUUUGGAGAGCAUGCUUGCUGGUGCGCUUGCUGGAAGCGCAACUGUGCUCAUCACCAACCCUAUCUGGGUGGUCAACACUCGCAUGACAGCACGCAAGAAUGAGAGCGACGAGAGUGCUCUCCCUACCGAGGAAGGCGCAAAGCCCAAGAAGCAGCUCAGUCCUAGCACUAUCGGUACCCUUUUAUCCAUCAUCAAGGAUGAAGGUUUCAUGAGACUCUUCGCAGGUGUUUUGCCAGCUCUCGUGCUGGUCAUCAACCCCAUCCUUCAAUACACCAUCUUCGAGCAACUGAAGCAGUCGCUUGAGAAGCGUCGUCGUGUUACCCCCAAGGACAGCUUCUACCUCGGUGCUCUGGGCAAGCUCGCCGCCACUAGCAUUACCUACCCAUACAUCACAGUCAAGUCCAGAGCCCAUGUUGCCAGUGGAGAGAAGGAGGGCAUGUUCGACAGCUUCUCCAGAAUCUUGCGUGAAGAGGGUUGGGCCGGUCUCUACGGAGGUAAGUCGAGCUCCAUCACAAUACCAGCAUUUAGUACUAACUCCCUCUUCANNGGUAUCGGCCCCAAGGUCACUCAGAGUGUCAUCACUGCAGCUUUCCUGUUCGCAUUCAAGGAUGCACUUUACAAUGCAACCGUCAAGGCUCGCAGAAACAUUGCCCAGAAGGCCUAG
Messenger RNA from Aureobasidium uvarum, 1053 nucleotides. The record is from the annotation of a GenBank genome assembly. NCBI's taxonomy places the organism in Eukaryota, Fungi, Ascomycota, Dothideomycetes, Dothideales, Saccotheciaceae.